This is a messenger RNA of Octodon degus (degu), 1997 nucleotides long. It is a transcript of the gene Stoml1, whose product is annotated as stomatin like 1. The transcript is spliced from 7 exons. The record is from RefSeq and is a predicted model, not a curated record. Bases 56 to 1321 code for a protein of 421 amino acids. NCBI's taxonomy places the organism in Eukaryota, Metazoa, Chordata, Mammalia, Rodentia, Octodontidae. Gene Ontology annotation, cellular component: plasma membrane.
UGGGAGCGCGCGCCGGGGCGCGGCGCAAGCGCCGAGUGUGGUUUCCCUAGCAACCAUGCUAGGUCGGGACGGUUACAGCGCGCUGCCCUUGGGGGAUUUUGACCGUUUCCAGCAGUCAAGCUUCGGCUUUCUGGGCGAGCAGAAGGGGUGUCUGUCGCCGGAGCGGGGCGGCGUGGGGCCGGGGGCCGGUGAGUGGCCCCCAGCAUGGCAGGCCGGGGGACUGUGGUACCCCCAGGCCCGGCCUCUGACUCGUGGGCGUCCGAGGGAUGCGAGAUGUGCCCCACAGCUGGCCCUCCUGCCUCUGCCAUGGCCUCAUCAGCUUCCUGGGCUUUUUGCUGCUGCUGCUCACCUUCCCCAUUUCUGGCUGGUUUGCCCUAAAGGCCGCAUCCGCAACCCCCAGGGGCCUGGCAUGGUUCUGCUCCUGCCCUUCCUUGACUCCUUUCAGAGAGUGGAUCUGAGAACACGAGCCUUCAAUGUCCCUCCAUGCAAGCUGGCCUCCAAGGACGGGGCUGUGCUGUCCGUUGGGGCUGACGUACAGUUCCGCAUCUGGGACCCAGUGCUGUCGGUAAUGACUGUGAAGGACCUGAACACGGCCACACGCAUGACAGCCCAGAACGCCAUGACCAAGGCCUUGCUCCGGAGGCCGUUGCGGGAGAUCCAGAUGGAGAAGCCCAAAGUCGGCGAGCAGCUCCUGCUGGAGAUCAACGAGGUGACCAGGGCCUGGGGGCUGGAGGUGGACCGUGUGGAGCUAGCAGUGGAGGCUGUGCUACAGCCUCCCCAGGACAGCCCCGCUGGACCCAGCCUGGACAGCACCCUGCAGCAGCUGGCUCUGCACCUGCUGGGUGGAGGCAUGAACUUGAGGGCAGGAAGCACACUGCCCCCAGGGCCAGCACUUCCUGCCACAUCGGUGGAUACCAUGGAGAUGGUGAGCGAGGUGCAGCAGCCAGCUGUCCAUGCUGAGGCUUGGGCCGGGCCUAGCCCAAAGCAACCAGUGGCCGAGGGGCUGUUGGUGGCCCUGCAGCCCUUUCUGUCUGAGGCCCUGGUCAGCCAGGUUGGCGCCUGCUACCAGUUCAACAUUGUCCUGCCUGGGGGUGCCCAGAACACCUACUUCUUGGACCUCACUACAGGGCGAGGCAGGGUGGGUCGUGGAAUGCCUGACCACAUUCCUGAUGUGGUGGUGGAGAUGGCCGAGGCUGACCUGCAGGCCUUACUGUGCAGGGAGCUGCGGCCCCUGGGGGCCUACAUGAGCGGGCGUCUGCAGGUGAAGGGUGACCUAGCUGUGGCCAUGAAGCUGGAGGCUGUGCUCUGCACCCUGAAGUAGCAGUUGCCACGGGACACCUGUCACCCAGCCUAACCUAGCCCUGGAGGAGGAGGCUCCAGCUUGCAGCGAGGGCAGUGGAGGCCGAGCCAGGAGCCCUGGAGGAAGUAGGAGAGGCCUCCCUGCGCAUCUCUUCUCGGGUGGACUCUGACCCUUGCUGUCUCCAGCCAAGUACCCAGUCAGCUAGGAAUAGUCUGAUGCCACCUGGCCUGGGCCUGUGCUACACGAGGGACUGAAGCACGUGGGUCCAAGUGUGUGAGCAGGAACCAGAGAGGGUGGGGCGGUAGCAGCCCCCGGAAGAAGCUGCUGCCUCCAUAGGUGGGCUCUGCCCGCCCCCAGCAGUCCAGGCCUCGCUGUUAUGGGAGGACACAGGUACUAUGUGCCUGAUGUGGGGCUCAGGGCAGUUCAUGAGGCCCUGACAUCCAUGCUUCUUCCAAGUUCCAUGCCCCUGACCAAUAAAUGUGAUGCUCACCAUGUAGCUCAGUGUGGGGCACAGGCUGCAGGUGUGGGUUGGGCUUGGUAUCUGCACGGUGGUGCCCCCGCUGCUGCCCAGGCAGACACUGGGCUUGGAGGCUGGCAUAGACACAGUUCUUCCUGAGGGUCUCCAAGCUCCAUAAAGGUCUGGGCACGGUACUCUUUGUUCCUCUUUUCUAUUUGGUUCUUUUUUUGAGCUAGGGUC